Molecule: messenger RNA, 702 nt
Organism: Lampris incognitus (smalleye Pacific opah)
Lineage: Eukaryota; Metazoa; Chordata; Actinopteri; Lampriformes; Lampridae
Gene: smtla
Product: somatolactin alpha
Exons: 5
Coding region: 1-702 (233 amino acids)
Biological process (GO): positive regulation of tyrosine phosphorylation of STAT protein; positive regulation of receptor signaling pathway via JAK-STAT; animal organ development
Cellular component (GO): extracellular region
Molecular function (GO): growth hormone activity; growth hormone receptor binding
Source: RefSeq, a predicted model, not a curated record
AUGUACAUGAUAACAGUCUUGCAGGUUUUUGUGUGGGUUGUGUUGCUCUGGCCCUGUCUGCUUACCAAGAGCAUCUCACUCGACUGUAAAGAUGAACAGGGUAGCAUCUCUCGCUGCCCCUCCAUAUCCCAGGAGAAACUUCUGGAUCGAGUUAUCCAGCAUGCUGAGAUCAUCUAUCGCGUCUCUGAAGAAUCCUGCUCUUUGUUUGAAGAGUUGUUCAUCCCAUUUCCCAUGCGGCUCCAGAGGAACCAGGCGGGCUACGAGUGCAUAACCAAAGCCUUCGCAAUACCAAGUUCCAAGAGUGAAAUGCAGCAGAUCUCUGAUAAAUGGCUGCUCCACUCCGUGCUGAUGCUGGUGCAGUCAUGGAUCGAGCCAUUGGUCUACUUACAGUAUACAUUAGAUCGCUAUGAUGAUGCACCAGACAUGCUGCUCAACAAGACGAAGUGGAUGUCAGAAAAACUGUUGAGUCUGGAGCAAGGGGUUGAGGUCCUUAUUAGGAAGAUGUUGAGUGAGGGUACAUUGGCCGCAACCGACAGUGAACUUGGCAUAGCCCACGCUGACGUGCAGUCAGACAUGAUGGAAUCCGUUCUGAGAGACUACACCUUGCUCAACUGCUUCAAAAAAGACGCCCAUAAGAUGGAGGCCUUCCUCAAGCUUCUCAAGUGUCGCCAAACUGACAAAUACAACUGUGCAAUGUACUAG